UGGCCCGGACACAUUUGAAUGUUACACAGAGUAAGCUUCCUCCUUCUCCGGUGUUGAUUUCUCGCGGAUGUGAGCUGUUAACCAUACACGCUUUGCAAGGGGCCCGGCACCCUUUGACAUCCACUGUGCCAUCAUGGAGCACUAUGAUUUGAUGUCACACAAGAACGGCCGUCAAAGAAAGCAAGCGGGUGUCUCCCUCGAUCCUGAAACCAUGAAGGACAUUGCCAAGGCAGAGAUGAGCACCUCUGAGACAGAACUAGAGGAGGAAGUUGACAGCCUUAUCGCAGGGUCGGACUUUGAGGACAGAAGGCACCCCAGGGUCCAUCGUGGGAUUCGGGCCGAGCUGGGGAAUAUGUUCCUUCUUCUUUUCCUCUAUGUGCUGCAAGGGAUUCCUCUUGGACUGGCUGGCAGCAUUCCGUUGAUCUUACAGAGUAAGAGCGUCAGCUACAAGGACCAAGCCGUCUUUAGCUUUGUUUUUUGGCCUUUUAGUCUCAAGCUGGUGUGGGCACCACUAGUGGAUGCACUUUACUUCAGCAAGUUUGGUCGAAGGAAGUCCUGGUUGGUCCCCACACAGUAUCUUUUGGGUAUCUUCAUGCUUUACCUGUCUUUAAGAGUUGACUCAAUGCUGCAGGGUGAAGGAGGACCUAACGUGGUUGCACUUACUUCUGUUUUCUUCAUGCUAGCCUUUCUAGCAGCCACACAGGACAUUGCAGUGGAUGGCUGGGCCCUCACUAUGCUCUCCAAGGAGAAUGUAGGCUAUGCUUCUACAUGUAACUCAGUGGGCCAGACAGCUGGCUAUUUCCUGGGUAAUGUGCUCUUCUUAGCUCUGGAGUCUGCUGACUUCUGCAACAAAUACCUCAGAACAGAGCCUAAGGAGACCGGCAUUGUCACCUUGUCAGACUUCUUGUUUUUUUGGGGAAUGGUCUUCCUUAUUUCCACAACAUUGGUAGCCCUCCUUAAAAGUGAGAAUGCACAUUGCAAAGGCAAGCGGAGAGCUCACAAGGAGACGGAGGGUGUUUUUGAAACCUACAAGUUGCUGUUCACUAUCGUCAAGAUGCCUGCAGUCUUCACCUUCUGUGUGCUGCUUCUCACUGCCAAAGUUGGCUUCUCUGCAGCAGACACAGUGACGGGUCUGAAGCUGGUGGAGGCUGGGGUCCCGAAGGCUCAGUUAGCAUUGCUUGCGGUGCCUAUGGUGCCUCUACAGAUCCUUCUACCAGUGGUGAUCAGUAAAUACACAGCAGGGCCCAGACCAUUGGAUGUCUUCUACAAGGCCUUCCCGUUCAGGUUGAUCAUUGGCCUGGUGUUUGCUGUACUUGUCUGGUGGACCCCGAGUGUGAGACAAGAGGAAGGAUUCCCUGUUUACUACUAUGGGGUUGUGCUGCUAGGCUACGCAUUGCAUCAGGUGACUUUGUACAGCAUGUAUGUGGCAUGUAUGGCCUUCCACGCCAAAGUGAGCGACCCACUCAUCGGUGGCACCUACAUGACACUGCUGAACACGGUCACUAACCUCGGAGGCAACUGGCCCUCCACUGUGGCUCUGUGGUUGGUUGAUCCUCUCACCUGGAAGGAGUGCCGGGGUGCAGUUGGGCAAACGUGUGCCUCUCCUGAGGCAGCAGGGCUGUGCGUCAAGGAGGGUGGCACUUGCAUCACAACCUUGGAUGGCUACUACGUGGAGUCGGGGGUGUGCGUGGUGAUCGGGCUGGCCUGGUGGGUGUGGUUAGGGAAGAAAAUGAGAAGGCUGCAGGAGCAGAGUCCUGCUGCUUGGAGGUGCAGAGUUACUCAGUGACUGAAUCACUCAUCUUUUACUGCAACAACAGACACUGAAUGCUGUAUGCCUUUUUCUGUACACACUUUGUUUUUACAGCCUUUUCUUUGCUGGCUGAGAUAACCAAAUCAGAGAGUCAUGUAAUCAUCUUCUCUGUCAACAGAUGAAAAAUGUAAUCAAAACUAUGCAACAUGCCUGGCCACUUAUUUUUAGUCUGUAUUAAAUUAUAUUAUUGAUAUUUACAAAUAUACAUACAUGCACUUCAUGGACAUCUGCACAAUAUGAGAUCCAAUGCUAGAAUUGUGUAUAAAAACAAGACAGUGUGCAAAGGCAGAAGUUGUCAUACAUCUCUUGUAUUGGAUUGUGCUGGUGUGCCUAAUGUUGUGGCCACUGAGUAUCAACAUUCAUGGAAAAAUAUUUGGUUAAUAUUGUAUUUUCUUAAUGCAUUUGAUACAAACUGCCACAUCUUCAUUAGGGUUACAAAGGGGUCGGGUAGUGGAAAUAUUAAGUAGACAUUCAUUUUUGUUUCGUAAAGGUCAAUUUACGCAAGCAAAAAUAUUGUUAAACGUUUUCAGUAGGGGUGUGACUUAAACACCUACUUCACGAGAUGAGACCAUACACAAUGUCUGAGAUUUUAACAUUACUUUUAAAAGUAGGAUGAAAAAGUACAUGACAAUAUAUUGCAAUCUACUAAUUUUAUUUAAUUCUACGUUACCUUCCUUUGCUCCUCUCAAGAGGAUUCUGCUCUUCUGCACUCUGCCCCCACCCACUGAGAUGAAGAGACUGUAUGACUGACAAAACCGUAUCCCGUUCUAUGGAACAAACACGCCAAGGUGUGGAAACCAAUGCACAGAGUGAACCCUCUUCCUGCCUGUUUGGAUGCGGUAGAUGAGGAAAACAGACAUGGGAAUAUACUAAGACCGGCAAAAUUACCAAGUUCAUUUCUCUGAAUAAGAAAUCUUGUCAUGUUUUAAUCUUGCGAGAUCUUGUGACACCCCUGGUAUUCAGUUUUUAAAAUUAAAUUCAUGAAUAAAAAUUACAUGCUACCGUUAUUUGUAUAAAAUAGUGUAAAUGCAGUGAAAUUUGAGUUUUUAUUUAAUAUUAAGCUGCAGAUAAUUAUUUUUUCCACACAUUUAAAUUCCCAGUCAUAGAUCAAUAUGCAAGAUUAAGUUCCAGUUAAAUCCUUUCUUUCCCAUGUAUUCCCAUCAAGUUUCCAACUUUUGCAACCCUAAUGUGGCUUUAUUUCAAUUUAAAUAUACAAAGAAACUGUUGAGUAUCAGCGUCCAGUGCUUAUUUAGAGUAGGAUUCCAUUCAUAUGAAGUGAUGCUGCUGUAUGUGCCUUGUUUAGUUCAGUUCAGAGUGUGAAGACACUGUGUUUAAACUCUAUAUCACUGCAUUUUACAUUCCUCCUGGGCAGCUGUUUGUUACAAGGCCAGUUGUAGAAGUUGCCGCAUUGCGGCUUUACACCCGUGGAACUAUUGGCUCAGAUGUUACCAAAGUUUUCAGAUAACUCGAUGCUGACUUUUUGUCACUGAGCAUUUUCGAACCACAUUCUAACUGUAGUUCCCAGUUCUUCACGUUCCAAGCUCUGCAAUCUGUGCUAGUUGCGGCUAAGUAGUGCACUUGCAAAUCAUAUCAAGCUCAACACUCAAGUGUCACCAUUGUUUUUGUUAAUUUUGUAUUAAUUGAAAUGAAACGUUACAUUAACGUCAAAUUUAGGUUUUCAAUUAGUAUUCCAGAAAAAAAAUGUACUGUGGGAUGUACAGUAAAGCUUGAUGUUGUGACUCGAAAUAAAUCAAAGUUGAAAAAAAUACAAAA
Messenger RNA from Dunckerocampus dactyliophorus (ringed pipefish), 3583 nucleotides. RefSeq names its product solute carrier family 33 member 1 (gene slc33a1). The record is from RefSeq and is a predicted model, not a curated record. Gene Ontology annotation, molecular function: acetyl-CoA transmembrane transporter activity. Lineage: Eukaryota; Metazoa; Chordata; Actinopteri; Syngnathiformes; Syngnathidae. Bases 134 to 1786 code for a protein of 550 amino acids. The transcript has 9 exons. Gene Ontology annotation, cellular component: membrane.